CAUAACAUUUAUUUUGAAGUAUUCAACGUGUUAGAUAAAAUGGAGGACAGUGAAAUUAAAUGCGAAACGACACCGUUUACAGAAUCUGGAGAGUGCACAGAUGAAAUAGAGUUCGUAUUUGAUGACGAGAAAAGAUUACAUGUUUCACAAAACUUUCUGAAGUAUGUGUCCCCAGUGUUUAAAGCAAUGUUCGAGCAUGAUUUUAAGGAAAAGGAAAAUAAAAGUGUGACCUUGACAGGGAAAAAGUACGAAGAUGUUUUAGAAUUCUUACUUUGUUUACAUCCAAACGUGCAAAAGUCUGUUACUAAAGACAAUGUUCUUAUACUUGUGCACAUAGCAGAGGAAUACCAGGCUGGAUUAAUGAUAACACGUUGCCAGAGCUUCAUGUCUGAUUGGCUCAAGUCGGAAUUAGCCUUGGCUCAUCAAACAACAUCGCUUGAGAAUAGAGUUAAAAGCGCAAAAACCUGUCUGAGAGUGAUGUCUGAAGCGAACAGUCUACAAUACGAGACACUUGUUAAUGAAGCAUGUACAGUUAUUGCACACUUUGGACAUGGUAUAUUUACCGGAACUGUACAAUAUCAAAAUUAUAUGGGAUUUUCUUUCUCACAAUCUAAAAAUCCUGUUGAUAAUCUAGCUAAUGCUGUAAAUGAUUGUAAAAAGUUAUUUGACAAUUUAUCCAUUGAGUUAAAAUAUAAAUUGAUACAUAAAAGAUUGGAAUUGUGUGAUAAUUUAGAAAUGCAUGGUGGUAAGAGAAAGUGAUUAACAGUAAUUUUACUUUGAGUGUUGAUUGUUCCAGUCAAAUAAAA
Messenger RNA from Ruditapes philippinarum (Manila clam), 806 nucleotides. RefSeq names its product BTB and MATH domain-containing protein 38-like. The record is from RefSeq and is a predicted model, not a curated record. Bases 40 to 759 code for a protein of 239 amino acids. Gene Ontology annotation, molecular function: protein binding. The transcript has 2 exons. Lineage: Eukaryota; Metazoa; Mollusca; Bivalvia; Venerida; Veneridae.